UCUCGAAGUUGAUAAAUACCUUAGAUAUAAUCUAAGAUAAAUACAUUUUUAGGUUAUUAUUGUAAUACAUCUAUACUGUGAUUGUAAUAUAUCUAUAGAAUAUUAUUUAUUCUAACUAAUACAUACAUACUAAUAAAACAUAUAAGUAAUAACCGCAUAAUAUAAGUAUUCCGGAUCAUUACCAUUUACUUUUAUGAUACAAUAAAAUAAUGUAAGCUGACGAUUGCCAUAAAAUGUUGGACUUUUCAUUCAAAAGGCUUUUUGUGGGUAUCACUUUUUAUAUUCUAUAAAUACAAUUAGGUGUUGACAAAUUUACAAAUAUGUCCCAAUCAAUGAGAUCUACUUCUACGAAAGUAAAAAGGAGUACUAAAGAAAGAGAGAAACGAAAAUCAGUAGCAGGAAAUCCAGAUAAUAGUAUUGCAACGGUUAUUGAAAAAUCUUCACCAACAAGGGAUAGCCAUUUGAAGAGAUAUGCAGGAUUGUCUGUUGAAAAUAUUAAAGUUGCCGCAGAACACAUUACAAAUCCUGACUCAAUUUCUGAAGAGUCAUGUGAAAUCUUAGCUGAAGAUUUAAACUAUAAGUUGAGGUAUAUUAUCCAUCAAGCUGCUAACAGAGCCUUCAUUUCUAAUAGGACUGGUAUAAAUAGUAAGGAUAUUGAUGAAACAUUUGAAGACUUGCAAUUGGAUAAAGUAUUUGGAGCACCAUUAGAACCUUCAUGGAUUCCAAUUGCUGAUCAAAAUUAUCUCUUCCUUGAUGAUCCUAAAGUGAACAUGUUAGAGGAAAUUGAGGAAAAAGUAGCAUUUUCUCAACCUCAAGAUCCAGUAGUACUUAAGAGCUGGCUUCCUGAACUUAAAGAAUCAAAUCACUCUUUCAAAAAUUAUUUCAAAAUUAUAUGUCAGGCUGUUGUAAGCAAUGAUAUGGAAAUGAGAAAGAUGGCCCUCCAAAAUAUCAGCACAAAUCCCAAUAUUGGUCCCAUAAUCAACUGGUUUUAUAAAUUUGGUUAUCUGCUUCUUUCAAAAGAUGUUACAUAUGAUUCUUUGACAUUAUAUGCCUUAGAUCUAAUUGAAACUUUAGAAAUGAGCCCUUUAGGAAAUUUAGAAGCAAAUGAAAGUCAGUUGAAAUUACUGGUCAGGCUGAUGCUUCAAAGGCUGUUGAAAUCGCAUACAAAUUCUGAAGUAUUGAAACCAAUGUGUUGGAUUCUUGCAAUAUUAUGUAGAAGAAAACCACUCAAUGAGUUUGUCAUGACAAAAUUGAAACAAAAACUUCCUGAGCUUAGUGUCGAAUAUUUAUUGCCAUUCUUAAUGCUAGUUAAUGCUUUAGGAAUUGAUGCUAUAAUUAGUAUUUUUGUGGAAAAUUUUGAAUUGCUCCACUCUGAAUUGAAUACUGAGGAAAAUAUGGAAAUAUCUCCUAUACAAAAUGGCUGUGAUUUAUUUACUCAUAAAAAAUUAUUUUGUAAUUGGAAGACAUUCGGAUUUACUGUAAUGGAAAUGUAUUAUGUACUUUUUAAAAAUGACAUCUUUGAUAAGAGCUUCAGUCAAUUUCCACAACUUGAAAAUUUCACAAUUCUCCUCAAUAAACCUCAAAAACAAUUACUGACAGAAGAGGCAAAAGCUAUGGACUUUAUUAAAAUGAAAAAGGAAUUAAUUAAAACUCGUAGAAAACUAGAAUUGCAACAUCAUCGUAGAUUCCUGCCAUAUGAAAGUGUUUUUGAAGUUCCUGUUUUUAAAAUGAGAAUGAAGCAAAAAAUGGAAAAUCAUUACAAAACUAAUUACCAUAUAGGGUGGAAGAAACAAUCUUAUGUUGUUAUAGGUAAAACAUCACUUUUACUACCUAUAAUGAGGGUCAAAAAUUCGGUAUUACCACACUGUUAUGAUCAUUCUUUAUUUUCAUACAAUUUAUAAAAACCCCUUUUUUGUCAAAUAAAGGUCAUUUAUACUUAAGCAUAAUUUAUUACAUACAAUUUCUUUAA
This is a messenger RNA of Harmonia axyridis, 1969 nucleotides long. RefSeq lists its product as uncharacterized. Gene Ontology annotation, molecular function: transcription coactivator activity; protein heterodimerization activity; RNA polymerase II general transcription initiation factor activity. Lineage: Eukaryota; Metazoa; Arthropoda; Insecta; Coleoptera; Coccinellidae. Gene Ontology annotation, cellular component: transcription factor TFIID complex; SAGA complex; SLIK (SAGA-like) complex. The coding region runs from base 321 to 1901 and encodes 526 amino acids. The transcript is spliced from 7 exons. The record is from RefSeq and is a predicted model, not a curated record. Gene Ontology annotation, biological process: transcription initiation at RNA polymerase II promoter; RNA polymerase II preinitiation complex assembly.